Messenger RNA from Fopius arisanus, 441 nucleotides. RefSeq names its product coiled-coil-helix-coiled-coil-helix domain-containing protein 7. Gene Ontology annotation, cellular component: mitochondrion. The record is from RefSeq and is a predicted model, not a curated record. The coding region runs from base 117 to 392 and encodes 91 amino acids. The transcript is spliced from 3 exons. Gene Ontology annotation, biological process: mitochondrial respiratory chain complex assembly. NCBI's taxonomy places the organism in Eukaryota, Metazoa, Arthropoda, Insecta, Hymenoptera, Braconidae.
CAUUGAGAAAUCAAAUUGUUUCGUUCUUAUCAAUUUCCUUCGAAAUUCCCAGUCUUGCUUUUGAUUAUUCUAAAUACUUGAUCAUUUAAACAUAACCUUUAAGUUUUUUCGGGAGAAUGGCGAAAAACAGAUCUGAAAUAGAAGCUGCAAAACAGCAACUCAUACUAGAUAACCCCUGUCACGAGGAGUCGGAAGGCUCCCGACGUUGUCUAGAGAAAAAUAAUUACAAUUAUGACGCCUGCACUCUUUACUUCGACAAUUUUAAAGCGUGUAAAAAAUUUUGGAAUGAGGUGAAGUGGUCAAGAAAGCGUCAAGGAAUAACUCCACCGCUCCCACUACCUGAUGAUCGAAAGAAAAUAAAGGCCGAGUACAUGGAGAAAAUGCGCAGAUAGUCUUGUAAUUGGUAGUAAUAAAUAUGAUAUAAUUGUUAUAAUUUUGAAA